UCCUUUUGAGUUUAACUUUUAACUUUUAAGUAAUAAAUAUUAGCAACAUUAGUGUAUGUUUUAUUAUUUUAUAAAUUGUACUUAAAUGCGUUACGUUUGCGUUUGAUUUGAGUAAUUUUUUAUCGACGAUAAAGUAAUAAAAAAAUCGAAAAUGAGACUGAGGGCGAUAUUGGGUUACUCGAUCUUCGGAACGGGAUCCACAUUGAUGUCAGCUAUCAUACUGUUCUACCUGUUGGCCGGUAAAGGUGAGCAAAUCAGUGUUGGUUGGUUCUUAGCCAAUACAUCGCCGUAUAUGUGGGCUGUGUUGGGUAUAUCUUUGGCGGUUGCUCUGUCCGUGGUUGGAGCCGCUUUAGGAAUACACACGACCGGUGUGAGCAUCGUCGGUGGUGGAGUAAAAGCACCACGCAUCAAGACCAAAAAUCUUAUAUCCGUCAUCUUCUGCGAAGCAGUGGCCAUUUAUGGGCUGAUCACUGCAAUUGUCAUGUCCGGCCAGUUGGAAUCGUUCACAGAUAAUGUGGACACCGCACAACAAAUCAGAGAUCAAAAUUGGAUGGCCGGCUAUUUAAUAUUUGCUGCCGGUAUAAGCGUAGGUUUGGUUAACCUGUUUUGUGGUAUAGCUGUUGGAGUAGUGGGUUCAGGUGCAGCGUUAGCAGAUGCAGCAAACUCUUCACUUUUUGUCAAGAUUUUGAUUGUUGAAAUUUUUGGAAGUGCCAUUGGUCUUUUUGGUUUGAUUGUAGGCAUAUAUAUUACUUCCAAAGUGAAAAUGGGUGAUAAAUAAUCCAACAUUCUAUGUUAUUCAUGUGUAUAUUUAUUUUUGAAUAGUUUUGUUUUGAUUUUGAAUUUUCCAAUAAAUUGUAAUACAUUGGAUGGUUCUUAAAUCUACCAAGUAGUAUUAGUGUUAUUAUUAUAAGUUAAUUAAUUAUUAAUUAUUUCACUCGGUCUAUUCAAAUUUGUAAAUUAUCAAUCCCAAUUACACAUUUCAUAUAGAAGUUUAAAAUAUACGUUUAUAUUAUAUAUAAUUUACAAACAAUUGUUUUAUGUAAUAAACUAUUAUCUUUAACACAUAGUCCUACUUCCAUCAUAUUGUAGAACUAGAUCAAAUUUGGCCUACUGUUAAUCGUAUGGAAAAUGAUUCAUACAAAAUUAAUAUUCUUGAAAACCCUUUAACUUGUAGACUACUUAUUAUAAGGGAUAGGUUAUUAAAUUUAAUUUUUGCAGUACAUACUUUCAUGUCUUUGAGUAAUAUUCAAACUUCUAAGUAUAAUGUUACUUUUAAGAUAGAAUACAUUAAACCAAAACAAAUUGUUCAUUUUAUUUUAAUAAUUAAUACCAAAUUAUGUACUUCAUCAUUCCACGUGUUCAUAAAUAAAUACUUGUUAAUUAAAAUAUUAAA
Molecule: messenger RNA, 1393 nt
Organism: Aphis gossypii (cotton aphid)
Lineage: Eukaryota; Metazoa; Arthropoda; Insecta; Hemiptera; Aphididae
Gene: VhaPPA1-1
Product: V-type proton ATPase 21 kDa proteolipid subunit c''
Exons: 1
Coding region: 152-778 (208 amino acids)
Biological process (GO): proton transmembrane transport
Cellular component (GO): proton-transporting V-type ATPase, V0 domain
Molecular function (GO): proton-transporting ATPase activity, rotational mechanism
Source: RefSeq, a predicted model, not a curated record